UCUCAUUCUCAUGUCAGUGACUUCAGCAGUGCGGCACAUUUCGAUGGCAGUUACUAAUGUUAAGCUUCUCUCUCUCAGUAGACGGCGGCACGUAUCCAGUACUAUUUUAUCACGAAUCAAUUCAUCUCUCAAUCCCCUGUAUUCACAAGUGGCGGAUUUUUCUCUCAAACGGGUUACAAAGUUGUGUACUGACCCUCUUCCUGUUUGCAGCUUCUGAAAACGAACCGAUCGUAAAUGACGUUUCUGGCGGCGUUGAAGUAAUUCUCCAAUGCAUCCAAUAUAGCAUUUGCAUCACACUGUUUUCGUGCUGUGAGGGUGAGAUUGUGCCGGUAGAUAUGCCUGUAUUCGCUGCCCAUUAAACUCGUUAGAGUUGCAGUUUGUACCUCGUUGGGUUUCUCAUGUAGACUGGUCGCCAGCGCAUAGUCCUCGAAUUCAUCCCUGAAGUUGUUCCAAUUAGUAUUACAGUCACCUGUGAGAACCAUGGGAUUUGGUGGCGGAAUGUUCGCUGCCAAAGCAAUGGAAUAGGAGAUUUAUUUUGUUAAGGGUUGCGUCAAUCGAAUCUGGUAUCAGGAUAAAUAUGACAAUGAGUCACCGAUUGUAUAGUAUUUCCUAUUUAUUAGCUAGCAAUAAGUGGUAAAUGCAAUGUUCAUAUAUACGGGCUCUCCGUCACACCUCGCAGGGCAAACAGAGAACUGACUUGUUCCUGACAAAGAUAUUAUAAUAUACUCUGAAGACAGAAGUAGUUCAUGCAUAACACAUAUACCCACACAAGCCAACAGCAAAUCAUAUUCCAUCACAUAUGAUAUGGUAAGGGCUAUAGUGUAUAACACAGAACCUCAAACUUUUCCUUCAGGUCAUCGAGGUAGGUAGUGAUGCUAGCAAGCCAGCUAACGAGUUGAUCAGUGUUGUAAGUAGGAAACGGCGUGUGUUCGCAAAUGGAACGUAACUGCGCCUAUAGUGUACUUAGUUACAAAAAUAACAAACGUGUGUUUUCCGAGCCACUUCUGAUACAAUGUUUCUGUAUGAUAUGUUGGAUAAAGGAAUAAAGACGGACACAAAUGUCAUGUUCAAUAUCCUUGUUUGUGCAUUGUACAAAUCCCUACACGUGGAGUCCGUGGAACAGUCCGGCUAGUCGAAUACCAAUCAACUUGACUCCGUAAUAGUUAACUAGCUUGGUAACACGUUAGCUCGUCAGUUUAGUUAGAUUGCUUUAGCUAGAAAGCUUUCGAAUUUUGUCACAUUUUAGCCAGCUAAAGUAGGUAGUUAGUGAUCUAGCUAGUGAUCUAUUUAGGUAUAGGAUUAGUUAGCAUCAACUGCUUGUUGUAUUAGCAUAUGUGGGUUAGCUAUCAUGCUAAUUAGCAUGCUAACGUUAUUCUAGCUAGCUAGCAAGCUAACAAAAUACUUACCUCAAUGUGUUUUUUAGGUUCGACGGCGAGUUCUUGAACGCUAAUAUUUCCUGAACCUUUGUUAAACAUAACAGACAUUUUAUCCGGUAGGAUGAAUCCUUUAUUCCGAGAAAAUAAAACAACAUUUAUUUAGAUACAGCCAAGGGUGUUCGUCCUCACCAGGAGGUGGUGGUAGAGCGAUAUCAGACAUGAUUGGGCGUUGAUGACUGUUUCACCCGGUGGGUGAGGUUAUUUUCAUUUGUUUUCAAUCAAAUAUAUUUCAAACCAUACUUUGCAUACUGUACAUGCGCUGCACACAACAUGAUCAAAUCAAGAUUACAUUGCCUUGAAACAAGAAGGCACCAUUCACACCUGUUAUCUGUUUUAUUGUCUCUUUCAUAAAGUCAAAUGAGCUGUAAACGUAUGGACAGUACCUGAAAUAAAAAACAAACAUUAAUGAUGCAAUGAUUGUGUUGAGGAGAGGGUGGGGUAAGUGUUAAUUUUGUAGAGUGUCACAUGGUUAAGGUGAUUAGGCCAGGGGAGGGGGGAAGUGUGUUGCAAAUGACCUCCUUGAGAUGAAAAUGUCUUGUCUUCCAAGGGAACACAACACCCCACUAUUCUAACUUUCUCUUUAGAGUUUGGUAUAAAAACGGCACUGCUGAUCUCGUGUCAGAGAUCUAUAGCAAGAAACAUAUCUUAGAUCCACAAGUUAUUCAGUCACAGAGACUGAGGACUAGACCAAGACUAGAGAGCAACUGACACAGAGCUAAACAACAGAGACAUUUCGAUGGACUGCAGCUUUGUGUGUGUGUCUAUACCAGUAGGAGAUUGGGCAGUGAGGAAGAGGAUAUUUCCCUCCCUGAUACACUUCCCUUUGUCCCAUUUCCAUUGGCUCCCGUCUUGAUGUAAUCAUUGGGAUGCCAGAGGUCAAGACAAUGCCGCACAGACGGGUGCUAGGACCAUGGGGCGCAGGAAGAGAACUAUCUUCACCAAAGAGCACCUGAAGCUUCUGCGGGUGGAUUUUGAUGUUGAUCCCUACCCAAGCAUUGCCGUAAGGGAGCGCCUAUCCCAAGCCACUGGCCUAACAGAAUCCCGCAUUCAGGUGUGGUUUCAGAACAGGAGAGCCAGAACAAUGAAGCACAGGGACUACAAAGUCUCCCCUCAGCCAGAGUCAGCUCACCCUAUCCCCAGUCCUUUUCUACCUACACAGUCUUUCUCCAAACUCCUCCAUGGGAUCAAAGAUGUGACCCACCAGGUCGACAUAGAGGAAGUCUCUUAUGACCAGCCGCUGAGCCACAACCAGAUGCACGAGGAGGACUGCUUCUACGGUCCCUCAUCUUGUCCCCCCACCUUCCCGCUCUCUCCAGGGGAUGCCGGAUACAGCAGUCCCUCAUUCAGUGUGGGAGUGAGACAUGACAGUUUCCUGGACACUAUCUCUCCAGGUGCUUUGCCAGAAGCUCAAUGGUGCAACGUUGCCCAAGAGUUCCCGUUCUGCUCCCAGGGGGAGGGCCAGGACUUCCGCUACUCACCUCCGUCUGGACUUCUUCAUCCCCAGUACGCCCACGGCGGACUCCAGUCCGUUCGUGCCAGCAGCACCUUCGACCCGUUCUCCAGUUGCCCUGCCACACCGGACUCAGCCUGCUGGGACACAGGACUUGAGAACCCCUAUCCCAUAGACCAUGGUUUCCUGUACAGGGAAGUCUCCGAUGAGUACUCAAGUCCUUCUGGGCACUUUGAUGCUAUGCAAGAAGCCCCACUACAUGAACUGUCUUCCCAGUGGCAGGACCAGUAAACACCCCUACCAUAUUCUAGAUCUUCAAUGGCAAGGGUUGCCAACACUCCAGGUUUCAAUAGGUCUAGCUCUUGUGAGAAGUAGUGCUGUUCCGGGAUGGUCUCAAUGACAAAAAUAAUGAACAUUUUAAUUAUGUUGAUGGACUUAUAAUCAAUCCCAGAAUGAGUUCGGCAACAUUAAGGCAUGCCUGAAUGUAUUAGCCAUGUACAAUAGGACUGUUGCAUGAAUGAAUAUAGCUGCUGCGUUAUGUAGGGAGGUAUGUUACUACUAUAAUAUAGUGUUAAUCUAUUUUUAAAACAUGUAUUUUACCAGGUGAGUCAGUUAAAACACAUUUACUGGCUAUAAAGGGUGUAUAAUAUGAGUAGAAUAAUACAUUGACAAUUUAUUUUACAUACUGUAUCACUAUUUAUUCCAAAUAAACACCUACUUUGUGAA
Molecule: messenger RNA, 3612 nt
Organism: Oncorhynchus masou masou (cherry salmon)
Lineage: Eukaryota; Metazoa; Chordata; Actinopteri; Salmoniformes; Salmonidae
Gene: mxtx2
Product: mix-type homeobox gene 2
Exons: 4
Coding region: 2347-3177 (276 amino acids)
Biological process (GO): regulation of transcription by RNA polymerase II
Cellular component (GO): nucleus
Molecular function (GO): DNA-binding transcription factor activity, RNA polymerase II-specific; RNA polymerase II transcription regulatory region sequence-specific DNA binding
Source: RefSeq, a predicted model, not a curated record